AAUUUUGAAAUAGGUUUCAGAUAUUUUUGCAACUCGAAAAAGGCAGCAUGUUUCGCGGGACAAGUAGUGCUAGUAGUGCUGGUGCUAGUGAUGGCGGUUGCUUCCUUGUUUUAUUAGUUUUUAUCAUAUUGUGUGACUUUGUGUUAAGUAAUCCUUAUGCAAAUUUGUCAGAAAUCAGUUUAAGUGAUAGACAUUCUAGAAGAGCCCCACAUCGGCAACGACAGCGUCAUAAGAAACCAAUAAGCAGCGAACCUGCAGAGGCUCCUUUGGAUGGCGAAAAUUAUGAUGCAAGGAUACCUAAACUAUUUUCAUUUGAGGCCUUAGAUGAGGAUUUGAUGAUUGACUUAGAUUUUGCGAUACCAUUUAUUCAUGUUCCAGUAAAAAAGAGCAUGCAAAAAACUGGACAAGCAGUGAAAAGUUUGGUGAAUUUGAAUACUCCUGCACUUAUUUUAGCAGGAUUAUUUGCAGCUGGAAGUGCGAUUUUUGGAUUAGUGUUUCAUAAUUACGUUGGAAAAACAACAACAUCAACAUCAACAACACCCAUUGGUUUGAAAAGGAAUUCUAGGAUAACUGAUAUUAAUAGCAUGCUUGAUCCUUUCAAGUUGAUACAAAGGAAUUCGGAGGGAGAAAAGUUUGAAACUGGAUUUGGUGAUAUUUUUCAAAUAGUUGAAGAAAAUUUUAACAAAAAUGACGUUGACAUUACCGCGUGCAUUCAAAAAUCAAUUUGCUUGUAUGUUAAAAAGUCAGCGGAAUAUGUUCGUAAUGGUCGAGCAUCAGGAACGAAUAAAAUUGUUGACGGUUUAGUUAGCUCUGAUUGGCUUCUUCAGUACUUGGAAGGUACUGCAAUAAGAGAUGCUAUUGAUACAGGAAGUGGUAGUACAAAAUGUGGAUAUAAAUACCCAACUUGUCAAUGGUCUGAUCCGGAAAAACAUGUUUUGAAUAUAAUCUUGGGAUUUGCUAAGAAUAUACCCGCUCUUAAGGACAGUUGGCCGUAA
Eupeodes corollae is the source of this 995-nucleotide messenger RNA. RefSeq lists its product as uncharacterized. The transcript has 5 exons. The record is from RefSeq and is a predicted model, not a curated record. The coding region runs from base 48 to 995 and encodes 315 amino acids. NCBI's taxonomy places the organism in Eukaryota, Metazoa, Arthropoda, Insecta, Diptera, Syrphidae.